CCAACGCCACCCACGCGAAGCACUAGACAUGCUUCCGAAUAGCCUUUUCUUCUUGUUCUUCUUCCUUUUCCUUCCCCUCGUGGCAUGCACGUCGGUGCCGCCGCCGGACUUGGCGCCGAUGAGCCCCGAUGAGAACGCCACCGAGUUCAUCCGCGCUCGCUGCGUCCUCACCCGUUACCCCGACCUCUGUUUCACGUCGCUCUCCUCCUACGCGUCGGCCGUCCGGCGGAGCCCCGUCCAGCUCGCCCGGCUCGCCACCAACGUCACCCUCACCCGCCUCCGUGCCCUCCGCGCCCACGUCUCCGCCCUCCGCCGCGCCGGAGCAGGCGCGCCCGGGCGCGAGGCGGCGGCGCUGCGUGACUGCGCCGAGCAGCUGGGCGACGCCGCCGACCAGGUGGGUCGGACCGCCGCCGAGCUGAGGGGCCUGGAGGCCCUGGUUGGGAUGGAGGUAUCGUGGCGAGUCUCCAACGCCCAGACGUGGAUGAGCGCCGCCCUGACCAACGAGGACACAUGCUCCGAUGGCUUCCGCGAGAUGGGCGGCGGCGGCACGAGCUCCAUCAGGACCGACGUGUGCCGGCGGGUCGGGAGGGUUAUUCAGUACACGAGCAACGCCCUUGCCCUCGUCAACAGCCUUGUCAACGGCGGAUGAUCGCUUCUCGCCGUCUCUCUCUUAAUACUUGGAUCACCAAAGCUGCGUAUUUUAAAGCGGUCUUGAAACAUGGUAUGUCUCAGAUAGCUAAUUUCGUUGGUGUUGUGUGAGAGAGAGGGAGAGAAUAGAUAUAAAGUGGUAUUGUAGUUAGUCUAGUGUUGGUGAGUUGCUUGCUUGGUGGGAUUCUGCUUUGUAAAGACACUCUUCUAUGGCGUGUUUCCGGUUGUCAUUUGUCUUCUUCCUUGAAAACAAAUGCCGUUCUUUGCAAGCUUUAACAUGCCUUGUCGUA
Musa acuminata AAA Group (dessert banana) is the source of this 938-nucleotide messenger RNA. Its product is annotated as 21 kDa protein-like. Gene Ontology annotation, molecular function: enzyme inhibitor activity. NCBI's taxonomy places the organism in Eukaryota, Viridiplantae, Streptophyta, Magnoliopsida, Zingiberales, Musaceae. The record is from RefSeq and is a predicted model, not a curated record. Bases 29 to 649 code for a protein of 206 amino acids. Gene Ontology annotation, biological process: negative regulation of catalytic activity. The transcript has a single exon.